This is a messenger RNA of Arabis nemorensis, 630 nucleotides long. NCBI's taxonomy places the organism in Eukaryota, Viridiplantae, Streptophyta, Magnoliopsida, Brassicales, Brassicaceae. The record is from the annotation of a GenBank genome assembly.
AUGUCUCAAAGAGGAUCGGUUGGCAAUACAAUCACUUACAACACUCUAAUCCAAGGGUUUUUUCAAGUUGGAGAUUGUGAGAAUGCCCAAAAAAUUUUCAAACAAAUGGUUUCUGAUGGUGUGCCUCCCAGUAUCCGGACAUACACCAUUUUGUUGGAUGGUCUUUGCAAUAACGGGAUGCUAGAGAAAGCAUUGGUGAUAUUCCAAGAUUUGCAAAACAGUGAAAUGGAACUCGAUAUUUUCACAUAUAGUGUUAUCAUCGAAGGAAUGUGUAAGUCUGGAAAGGUGGAAGAUGGGUGGGAUUUGUUUUGUAGCCUCAGCCUCAAAGGAGUGAAGCCUAAUGUUGUAACAUACAAUACAAUGAUCUCAGGAUUAUGUAGGAAACGCUUAAUGGAAGAAGCGAAUGACUUGUUCAGAAAAAUGAAAGAAGAUGGGCCACUCCCAAACAGUGGUACAUAUAAUGUAUUGAUUAGGGCACGUCUUCGAGAUGGUGACAAAGCAGCAUCAGCUAAACUCAUCAAAGAAAUGAGGGGUUUCGGAUUCUGUGGAGAUGCUUCAACCUUUGGGUUGGUCACUAAUAUGUUGCAUGAUGGGAGAUUGGACAAAAGCUUUCUCGAUAUGCUUUCUUAG